Molecule: messenger RNA, 1149 nt
Organism: Diceros bicornis minor
Lineage: Eukaryota; Metazoa; Chordata; Mammalia; Perissodactyla; Rhinocerotidae
Gene: KCNK18
Product: potassium two pore domain channel subfamily K member 18
Exons: 3
Coding region: 1-1149 (382 amino acids)
Biological process (GO): stabilization of membrane potential; potassium ion transmembrane transport
Cellular component (GO): membrane
Molecular function (GO): potassium ion leak channel activity
Source: RefSeq, a predicted model, not a curated record
AUGGAGGCUGCGGGGCCGCCCCAGGCCAGGAGGUGCUGCCGGGAGGCCCUGGAGAAGCUCUUCCCACGCCUCUGCUUCCUCUGCUCCCUGGUGACCUAUGCGCUGGUGGGUGCCGCGAUCUUCUCGGCCAUUGAGGGCGGCCAGGACACAUUCCCAGGCUCUUUCCCUGGAGCAGAUGACAGGGAGUUUGAGGAGUUCUUGGAGAAGCUCUGCAGCAUCUUGAAAUGCAACAGAACAGUUGAGGAAGACGGGAAACGGGAUCUCAGGAAGCUGCUGCAGGAGGUGAAGCCCCACUGGUUCAGCGGCUCUGCAGACUGGUCCUUCCUGAGCUCACUCUUUUUCUGUUGCACGGUGCUCAGCACAGUGGGUUAUGGCCAUAUCUACCCCAUCACUAGGCUCGGCAAGUACUUGUUCAUGCUCUAUGCCCUCUUCGGCAUCCCCCUGAUGUUCCUGGUCCUCACGGACACAGGCGACAUCCUGGCAACCAUCUUCUCCACGUCUUACAAUCGGUUCCGAAAACUCGCGUUCCUUCCCGCUCCCCUUCGCACGUGGUGCUCCCGACUGCUCUGCAGGAGAAGGCCUGACGCCAAGCCCGCGGAUGAAGCUAUCCCAAGGAUCAUCAUCAGUGCUCAAGAGCCUUCGGGCCCCAAACCUGGCGGGUGUCCCUCAGCCCCAAGCGUCAACAUGGAGCUGUUUGAGAGACUUCUUGCACGAGAGAAACAGAACACACUGCUGCUGCCCCGGCCGGCCGUGGAGAGGAGCAACUCGUGUCCCGAGCUGGCAUCCAGGAGACUCUCAUACUCCAUCAUCAGCAACCUGGACGAGGUGGGGCAGCAGGUGGAGAGGUUGGAUGUCCCCCUCCCCGUCAUUGUCCUCAUUGUUUUCCUUUACAUUUCCUGUGCAGCCGCCAUCCUCCCCAUCUGGGAGAAGCAGCUGGACUUUGAGAACGCCUUCUAUUUCUGCUUCGUCACUCUGACCACCAUUGGGUUUGGGGAUACCGUUUUGGAGCACCCUCACUUCUUCUUGUUCUUCUCCAUUUAUAUCAUCGUUGGGAUGGAGAUUGUGUGCAUUGCUUUCAAGUUGGUGCAAAACAGGUUGAUUCACGUCUACAAAAAUUUCAUGGUGUUCUUUGCAAACGGGAAGUUUUAA